AUGGCGGCUGAGGUCCCUACAACAAUUUUAUUAGAUAAAUUACAGAAGAUGCUGCUAGUGCUUGCUGAGGAAAGAUUUAUCUUUCCAGGACUCAAAAGUCGAGUUGGUAUUGCCGUCAACGAACUAAAACAGAUUUUAAGUUUCAUUGAAUUAGAGAUUCCCAGUAGCACUGCGUUGAAGGCUCCGUUUCUGCCCACUGUUCACUAUGCAGACUACAUCGCUGAAAGCUUCCUCCUAAUGACACUACAAAGGAGACGAAAGGGUGUCACUAAAUUUAUUAAAACGCCAUUAAUGGCGUUUCCACCAUGGACCCAGCUACUGUUCAGCUUGGAGAUGAAGAAAGUCGUGAAAAGCUUCAGAGCUAUAUCUUGUGAAUUUGCAAAGACCCUUGAACUGGCAAACAAGACCCAUGAUCUAUCUAUUCAAGUUUCAGCACUUGAAGAGGAAUUGAUUCAUCUAGAGCCGGACAUACUUGUUGGACGUGAAGAUCUCGAAAAGGAGCUGGUAGCUCACCUGAUCCACGACAAUGAGCAAAGCCUCCGUGUGAUUUCACUGGUUAGCAAAGAACCAAUUGGCAAGACAGCUCUGGCAAGGAAAGUUUAUGACAGACUAGACAUUCGGCAGCAUUUCCAGUGCCGUGUGUGGCUUCGUGUUCCCAGGGAUUUAGAAGAUCAUGACCGUUUGCUUAUCAUAAUCAAACAGAUUCUACCACGCGAUUUGAAGAACGUAGAGCUUAUGGAUGAUACUCAACUAACUUAUAUGCUCUACAACAUUCUAAUGGAGCUCAAGUUUCUCAUAGUCUUGGAUGAUGUCUGCUCAGUCGAUGAUUGGACCAUGCUUGUACGUUCCUUUCCAGAUACCGUGAAUGGAAGCAGGGUCAUUCUCACUACUCGUGACAUUAAUAUAGCAUCUGAAGUUGAUCCAUGGAGUUGUCCGCUGGAACUGAGUCCGUUAACUAAUGAGCAGAGUUGGGAAUUGUUCUUGAAGAAGGGGCGCAUACAAGAAAAUAGCUCAGACUUGAACAGCUUCAAGGAUGAAAUUUUGAGAAUAUGUGAUGGUUUGCCUCCAUCAAUCAUGCUGCUGGGAGGAUUGUUGAUAACCAUGGAAUCAAGUAAGUGGUCAAAAGUAACAAGAAGUGAUCUAGCUCACUUUGGUGAAGAUCUAUCACCUCUCUUACAUAUUGUAGCUUUGAGCUAUCAUAGACUACCGUCUGUGUUAAAACCCUGUUUCCUUUAUUUAACUCUCUUUCCUAAAGGGUAUGAAAUCCCAACACGGAGGUUGUUGCUACUGUGGCUUGCAGAGGGAUUUGUUCAAAUGUCACCUAAGGCAGGCAAUGUCCCCGAAGAUGUGGCCAAGAAAUAUUUAGAAGAACUCAUCCGUAGAAAUAUGAUUGAAAUAGCAAGAUGGAAGUCAGAUGGAAGCCCCAAAACGUGUCGUUUGCCAUUUUUUCUCUAUGACGUCUUCUUGCCAAAAGCUGAGGAUAUAGGAUUUCAUCACAUCCACCAUUGCGGGUCAGGUUGUACAUAUGCAGAUUCAUCCGAGUCUUCUAUUUGGAGGUUUGCAGAUCAAUUUGGCGUCAAGUCUAUUUCGAAAUCUCAUAUUGAACAUUUGUGUUCCUAUGUUUCUUUCGAAGGCCAGAAACGAGAUAUAUCCAAUAGAGAAAUUGGUAUGGUGCUUAACAAAAUACUCAGUAAGGGAGGGUUUAUCCUACUGAAGGGGCUUGAUCUAGAGGGUGUCUACAAACCUUUGCUGCCUGAGAAUCUUGGCAAGCUGCAGAACCUAAGGUACUUAGGCUUACGAUGGACUUGUUUACACUCAUGUCCAGUGUCUAUCGGGGAUCUACCCUGCUUGGAGACUUUAGAUAUGAAGUAUACUAAUAUAACCACUUUGCCGAGUUCCAUUUGGAUGGCAAAGAACCUUCGGCAUCUCUAUAUGAACGGGGUGUCAAUUAAGAACCCAUCAAAAGGGUCUUCCACCAGCCUUCAAACCUUAAUGGGGCUCUAUAUUGGUUCUAACGACCUCACAAUAAAUUGCUUGGAAAGGUUCACAAGCCUUCGGAAAUUGGGACUGACAUUCCAAUCAAAGUCAAUGAAUUGCAUCUCAGUGAUCUCACAACUUGGCAACCUUUGA
Quercus lobata is the source of this 2130-nucleotide messenger RNA. RefSeq names its product putative disease resistance RPP13-like protein 3. Bases 1 to 2130 code for a protein of 709 amino acids. Lineage: Eukaryota; Viridiplantae; Streptophyta; Magnoliopsida; Fagales; Fagaceae. The record is from RefSeq and is a predicted model, not a curated record. The transcript has a single exon. Gene Ontology annotation, biological process: defense response to other organism. Gene Ontology annotation, molecular function: ADP binding.